AAAAUCAUUAUCCAACUUGUCAUCGAGCUUCUUCUCUCUUCCUCGCACCUCUGUUUCUCCUCCACACGCCAUAUUGAUUUUUCAUACAGACCCCUUCUUUAUCCAUCUCCUCUAUUCUCGUUUAGUUCAAUAACAGAUUCUGAACCGUUUCUAUCCAUUUUCGGAUCAUAAUCUCCCAAAAAAACCCUAAUUUUCGCAAUUUUGGGUCUUUUGCAAUUUGAUUUUGUGAGAUUCGAUUUCGAUUUCGAUUCAAUCCAAUUGAAUGGAGCUUCUUCGAUUUGGGGAAAAGGGUUUCUUCAAUUCACCUCACCGGAGAAAAAAAUGGCUCCUUUUGAUAGCGAUCUCCGGCGUCGUCUCCGGCUACGGAGCUUACAAGGUCUACCAUCUACCCUCCGUCGCCAGAAAGAGGCACCGCCUCGCGAAGAUCCUCGGAGCUUUCCUCUCAGUCGCCGAGCUAAUCUCCGAAUCAGCCGAGACCAUGACCAUCGUGUCGCGAGACAUGAAGGAGUUUCUCACCUCCGACUCCGACGAGAUCCCGAACAGCUUCAAACAGAUCGCGAAGAUCGCGAAUUCGAAAGAGUUUGCGGAUUCGCUCUCGAGGGUCUCUCAGGCCGUGACCAUAGGUGUCUCUCGUGGUUACAAGUCCGAGUCUUGUAGUAACGUUGUUGAUUCUGAGCCGAGUGUUGUUGAUAGAGUGGUUGAUAAGGCUUUCUCGAAAGCUGGAACUGGUUUCUUCUCUGUUGUUGUCGGUAGCUUCGCGAAGAAUCUUGUCCUUGGGUUUCGCUCCAAUGAGGGCGUGACACGUGGCGAUGAUGACACGGUAACGCCUCGGUGGUUGAGUUUGCUUUGUGAUGAGAGGAGUAGAGAGGUUUUAGCUGAGUGUAUUGAGAGGUUCACAAGUACUGCGGUGGGUGUGUAUUUGGAUAAGACGAUGGAUAUCAACGCGUUUGAUCAGAUCUUUGAAGGGAUGACGAAUCCUAAGCAUCAGGAUAGUGUUAAAGACGUUCUUGUCUCGGUUUGCAACGGUGCGAUUGAGACUGUUGUUAGGACGUCUCAUGAAGUAUUUACUACGUCGAAGUCUAGUGCCGUGGUAGAAGAAGAGAGUAACGGUGGUUGGACCGAUGCUAUCUCGAAUACAUUGGCGGUUCCAAGCAACAGAAAGUUUAUGUUUGAUGUAACGGGGAGAGUGACAUUGGAAACGACGAAGUCUAUUAUCGGAUUCUUGAUGUUGAAGACGCUUCAAGGGUUUAGAAGAAGCUUUGAUGUGGUUCAGGGAGAGGUUACGGAGAGAGGACGGCAAGUGGUUGGGUAUGUUGGAGCUAAAGCUUCUGUUAUUGUCACGGUGUGGCUCGCUUUGUACUUGCACAUCAUAAACCGAUGUGUAAGGAACUCUCCCAUUGGUGUAAGCCAGCACUUUUAGAGCAUUACUUCAGAUGAUGACGAAGGGAUUGAUUUGUUUGGAUGGAUAUAUAAAAGCUAUUGGUUAGGUACACGAGAUUCAUUCAGCUUCCUUCUUACUAUAUUUUUCAUGGUUGGAGCUGAAAACAAUUUAUAUAAUGUGUGUAUGUAUGUGCACAAACUUAUUCUUAUUGAUGGAUUAUAUAUAAACUGAGAGGGUUCUUGGUA
This is a messenger RNA of Brassica oleracea var. oleracea, 1626 nucleotides long. RefSeq names its product protein PHLOEM PROTEIN 2-LIKE A10-like. Bases 263 to 1420 code for a protein of 385 amino acids. The record is from RefSeq and is a predicted model, not a curated record. The transcript has a single exon. Lineage: Eukaryota; Viridiplantae; Streptophyta; Magnoliopsida; Brassicales; Brassicaceae.